Molecule: messenger RNA, 1305 nt
Organism: Auanema sp. JU1783
Lineage: Eukaryota; Metazoa; Nematoda; Chromadorea; Rhabditida; Rhabditidae
Source: the annotation of a GenBank genome assembly
AUGGGAAACAAAUCCUCCACACCUAGUUAUCCGUAUUGGAAUCAUCCUUCAUAUUCAGUUCCAUUUGAUGGCAAACGAGGAUUGAAUGGAACUCCAGGUGUUUAUGUAGAACCAUACGUUCCUCAUUUCCAUCGGUCUAUGGUUUCACUUCAUGACUCUGGAUACUUAACCAGUCCCGGUGGUACGAUGGCUAAUCAACCACAUAGGAACAGUCGUUUAUAUGGUUCGAGGAUUAGUUUGAAUCAAAUGCCAAUGCCGGCUGGGCCACCUCCUAUUCCGGAUACGAAAACAUUAAAAAAGUUAGAAAAAAUGCAGAAAAAGCAUGAUAAGUUAGUGAAGAAAUUAGCCGCUCGUGGUCAGACGUAUGGAGGUCCUAUGAUGGUUGGCCCCAUGCAUCCAAUGGUUCAUCCACAACCUGCUGUCCCACCUGGCUCAAUGUUUCCUUACCCAAGGGCUAUGUCAUAUGACAAUCUUCAAAGAGCUCAACUGGAUAUGGCUGAAAUGAGGUUGCGCGAAGAGUGGAGAAAAGCUCAUCCGAAUCGAAAGGCAGAAACAACCACUAACAAAAGUACUGUAAGUAGUAGCAGUACGUGUGUGAGAGCUCCUCGAGCGCACGGAUCUUUCACAUCAUCAUCACCUGUCACUUCAUCAUCCGAUGGAAGAACUGUAGAACAAUGGAAUAGCUUCACUAGUAGUCAUGAAAAAACGACCACAAAUUCUUCGGAAUCAGAAAAAAACAACAACAAAAGUUAUGAGAAGACACAAAUUCAUAGUCCAAUACAAAACAUUCACUCUCCUUUGUAUAUGAGUACCCCAAAAAGUGAAUCAAAGGAUAAUAGAGAAUCCAAUGUACAUAAUAUCGUAGUAAAAGUUGAAAGGAAUGAUAAACCUGAAAUGUCCAGAAAAGAAGACACCAAAAUGAAAUCCAAUGAGAGCUCAAGUUAUGCUCAGCCGAUCAUACAUCAGCGUGAUCAAUCUUCCUUCGGUUCACGUACUUCGAUGGGUACAUCACAAUUUCGAUGUGAUCAAAGUGAAAUUGACUUCAGUUGGGUGACAGAGGAAGAAAACCGACUACGAUCGGAAAAAACAAACCGUAUUGAUGAUCUACCUGAAUGCUAUUUUGGAAUAGAGCCUCCCUUGCCAUCUUCUGCAGAUAGUCGUACGCUUUUCCAAUCAAACUCCAAAGAAGGGAAAGAAAAUCAGAAGCACACAUCUGUGAAGCAAGCUGCAACAAUCUUUGAAGAAGAAGCCAGACGAAUUCGUAGCCGAGAUCAACAUGUAGGUUCAACAAUCUAUUCCAAUUAA